Zootermopsis nevadensis is the source of this 4419-nucleotide messenger RNA. Its product is annotated as WD repeat-containing protein 11. The record is from RefSeq and is a predicted model, not a curated record. Gene Ontology annotation, cellular component: cytoplasm. Lineage: Eukaryota; Metazoa; Arthropoda; Insecta; Blattodea; Termopsidae. Gene Ontology annotation, molecular function: protein binding.
UUGGUAUUGUUGACGUUUAGGAUUAGGGUUUAUUUGUUUAGCUAGACUCUGUGUGUUUUAUGUCUUGUGAAAUUACGGAGGUUAGAUUGUAGUUUACGGUGCACUUUCAGCUUCUCAGAAAAUAACACGCGUAUAGGUUGUAUUCCGCUCUGGAAACGAUGAAAUAGUCAGUUACGGCACGUGUGACAGAUUGAUAAAAUGGGUGAGGUGGAAGAAGUUCAAGGUCGCAAGGAUGUAAUGCUUGAGAGGGAUGCUUCAGUUGAAGAUUCAGAACAGCUGAAGCCAGUGGUGGUGCAUAUACCACGGGUUGCUGCACGUACAAUUACUGGCCCUGCCAACUUGCAGAACCAAGAUGCCAUAGACUGGGGGCAUCAUGGGUUGUUGGCAUAUGGCUCAAACUACACAAUAGUGGUGAUUGACACUAAAAAUGUUCAGCCAAUACAGUGUCUUGAUAAACACAAGUCUAUGGUGAACAAGGUUUUGUGGGAAAGAAGUAAUCGAAACAAAGCUGCAAAUGAGCCAUCAUCACUGCACUUGGUGUCAUCUGAUACAACUGGUCAUAUAAUUGUAUGGGAUGUUGUGACAGGAAAUCCAAAGGCAGUAUUGCAGGAAGGAAAUAAACCCAUACUGGACAUGGAAUGGGUAUCAGGCUUUGAUGGUGGAGAACAUAUGCUUGCUGCUCUCCAUCCUCCGUACUCACUGGUUAUUUGGGACACCAAGAACAAGAUAAAGCUAUGGAAGAAGACAUAUACAGAGACACUUGUGAGCUUCAACUUUGAUCCUUUUGCACCUUCAAAACUUGCAUUUCUCUGCAGUGAUUGUAUCCUUUUUGUGGAUGACUUCAUACUCAGUAAGGUCCCAUCCUCAAAUGGCCGCAAGUUUUACAUUUCAAGUCCACGGUCAAAUCUGUCUGCCAGUUCUGCCCGUGGCAGUGUCUCAAAUUUGACCUCUGUUGGGCUGGAAGAGAAACAGCGUACCAGGGACCGUCUUCGGAGACUGAUGAAAGAUCUUGUGGUUGGAGAGACAAAACCAAAGCCAGAUGACUACAUGACAGUUAGUGAGUGUCUUCAGUUGGAAUACCAUCGUUCCCUUAGACAUCACCUUCUGCUUGUGUAUGCUCGAGAAGUCUUGAUAUUGGAUCUUCAUAUCAACCAAACAGUUGGAAUCAUUCCAUUGGACAAAACUGCAUCACCUCUGUUACAGGUGAAAUCUGUCCGUCAGCGUGAAGUCUUGUAUUGCCUUCAUGAAUCUGGCAGUGUAAGCGCUAAAUUCCGGCGCAGGCAGCUAGCAUUUGUUGGUUCUCCACUAGAUGCCUCUGUAGGCAGUGUUUGUAGUUUAGAUAUGGGUUCAGUCACUGCAGAUGUGUUUGUGGAAAUGGGUUAUGAACAGCGCUGUCAGAGUGAGGUUGUACGACAGACAAAGGGCCUGAAGGUACUUGGCAUGGCUGUCAAUCCUGUUUGUGAGAGGAGGAUAGCUCUGUUCAUGAACACUGGAAAGGUUGUAUUCCUGGAAAUGCGCCCAGCCUGUACAGAAGUACCAUUCUCUCUUGUGGCUAGCCCUGGUAUGUUAUCAAAUCUGUUGGUAGACUGUGCCAAUAAAAUGAGCAAUUGUGCCCAACGCAAAGAAACCCUCAGAGAGCUAGUGGGACCACUUAUGAAUGAUUGUGGUGUUCCUGUACCACCAUUGCGGCUGCUUGUGACGGGGAUGCUGACUGGAGCCGCCUCACCAUUCACAGUGAUACGCAUGUGCCCUCCUCUAACAACUCGUAACUGGCAGCAGUAUACCCCCCUUUUGGCUGCUGGAACUACCACUGGUAUCAUACAGAUCUUCAAUAUGGCGACUGGAACAGUGGACAAGGAACUUAGUGUUCAUUCAUACACUGUCAGGGGAAUAGAGUGGGCAAAUCUAACAAAUUUCCUGUCAUUUGCUUACCCAAAUGUGAGCAGCACACAGGGACAAGUCCGCAAUGAACUGUUUCUCACUGAUACACUAACUGGCAACUCCUUGCCCUUGCGAACAGAUAAGGGUGAUGAACCACCCAUAAGUAUGGUACGAGUGUCUCCUCUGAAGCAAUACUUUGUUGUAAUAAUGAAAGAUGGGCCAUUUGAGCUGUGGGAUCUUCGAAACAUAUGUAUACUGCGGACCAUGCCCAAGAAGUUUCCUUUUGUCACCGCUCUGGAAUGGUCUCCAAUCCACAACCUUAAGUCCUUGAAGAAGAAAUUGGCUUCAGUGGAAGAGAAGGAGCAGACUGAACCUACGACUUUGGCGAUCAGUGCUCCUGGUGGUGAGCUUGGUAGAGGAGAAAACACUGAUAAACAAUUGGUUGCCAGGGAACAUUUUGUAUUCAGUGAUUCAGAAAGUCGGCUUUAUCAUUUUUCUGUCGAAGGAAACGUUGUUCGUGAUGGCAUCAAAAUGCCACCUGAGUCUGGGUUUGGAACAGUCACAUGUAUAGCAUUUAAAAAUGAUCAGAUUGUACAAGGUGAUGUGAAUGGGAUGCUAAACAUUUGGGACUUGAAGGCCCACACUUCCAAGAAUAUACACACAGGUUGUGGAUGGAUCAAGAAGAUGCGAUUUGCUCCAGGAAAAGGAAAUCUCAAGCUCCUUAUUCUCUACAGUGAUGGUGUUGACGUUGUUGACUUGAAGGAGGUGAAGAAGCAAUAUGAAAGAAUCUCACAGCUGAAAUGUCCCAAAGAUAUGGUUAAAGUUUUAGACAUAGACUGGGCUGCAUCAGACAAACCAGUGUUGGCCACUCAGGAUGGGUGUCUGAGGAUAAUGGACAUGACUCUGUCUACAAGUUAUUCUCCACUCAUGGAUUAUGAACUUCAAGAUCCGGUGUUCUGCCCAUCUUUGUUACCCGCUAAUCUUAAGCUGCUGCUGUCUACGCAGUUCUGGCAGGACACAUACUCACUGGAUUUUUCUACUGAAGAUGGCUUCUCAGAGCAGGAGCUGCAAGUCAUGAAAGAACAGCUGGAUCUGAUGGAUGAAGAGAAACUUGAGUACCUGCGGCUGUGUCCAUUGGGUACAGCUGAGCGAAGUUUGGUAGUUGCACAGCUGUUUGGUGAGGAGGCUGAGGUGGACUUUUGGACAGUGGCACUUUACUAUCUGCAAGUUUCUAAGUUGGAGACUAGGAACAGCAAAGCAGUGUUUGUGGACCAAGCAGCAGCAGCAGAUGACUUUCAAAAUACAGGCUUACCAUCAGUGCUUGACACAAAAAGGAUUAACAGAUACCCCCACCUUCAACCUCUGGAUGCAUGCUAUGAUAUUCUGUGUGAUCCAUACACUUACCAGAGACUGCAGCUGGAACGAGUAAAUCUACAUGAGAGCAAACGAGGGGACUACCAACAUACCAAGAAGGUGAUAGAACAGCUGCUUCUUUUAGGAGAGAUGGACCGUGCUGUGCAGUUGCUGCUGGAGACAGAAAUAGAGAAUUCUAGCUACUACACUGAUGCCAUCAAGGCAUGUUUGAUUGCAACAAUCCAGUCAACAGGAGCAGCACAAAGCACUAUCAAGUUAGUGGCAACAAACCUUAUUGCCAACGGAAAUAUCUCAGAGGGCGUGCAACUGCUGUGUUUAAUUGGAAAGGGUCUAGAUGCUUGUCGCUAUUUGCUUUCCUACAGCCAAUGGGAAUCAGCUGUAUGGUUGGCAAAGUCAGUAUUGCCAACCCAUGAAACCAAUGAGGUGAUGCGCAAGUGGGCUGAUCAUCUGUGGGUGAGUGGGCAGAAGAACAAAGCAUUACUGGUAUUGCUGUCAAUGUGCCAGUUUUUGCGUGUGUUGGAGCUCCUUGGGUCUCAAAAGCUGCAUGCCCAAGCUGGACUCCUGUUGCAAGCUUGUCAGGAGUACGAGAUAAUAUCACCUGAAGCUCGCUUACAAGAGCCACUGCUGAUUGCUGUCGACCUUGAUUUUGCUCGACAUUUGUUCUCCAUUGGAAACCACCAGGCAGCCUUGAAACUGAGUGAGAAGCUUGGAGUACCUGGGCAGCAAUUGCAUAAGGAGUUUCAGUUUCUUUCUGAAGAGAGACGGUAAUCACUUGUACAACUAUGGACAGCUUCACUGAAUUACAUUACAUGAAAAACAGUGAGUCUCAAGUCAUUAAAUUUGUAUAGCAUAACAGUAUGUUAAUGCUCAGGUUCUGUCCACAUGGUCUAAAUUUUUGUUUCCUUUUAAAUUUAAACAAUACAGUACAACCUCUAUUUUACAUUUAGCACCACAUUGCCAAACACAGUUGUAAUAUUAAGGAAUAUGUAAAGAUAAGGAUGUAGUUUUUAAGUGCAGAAUAAAUUCUGUAUUUUUCAUUAUGACAAAUUGUACAUGGGUAUGUUAUUACAGAUAUGAUUAUAUAAAUACAAUACAGAAACUUGGUACAGAACCAGUAUUAUUGUAAAAUGUUUUGCAGUAAAUAAAUGCCUUCUUCAUCUGUUA